GUGCUUCGGCCCACCCAUGAAUGAUGGUGUUAGCGUAAUAAUACCCGACGUCUGUGAAUCGAAUUACAUGAAAUGUGGAGCUUUAAUUGACAGUUUUAGUGUCUGCUGAUGAGAGUUACAUAACUGAUGUGAAGUUUGUGUUGAUGUUAGUAAGACACAUGCGAAAAGUUUAGUUAGAAAAUGUACAUGGGCUAAACCUUAGUCGUUUGGCUUAGGUGUUAGGGUCUUACUAACAACACUGAGUAGGCUAAGACCAUCGUAGUUUGUUCCCAGGGGAAGAACAGUAGUCUUCCCCUCAAAUUGUUGUUAGGCUUAACUAAUGUGAUGUCAUGGAUAAUGGGUUGCUUCGGAAGUUCCAGUGCAAAAGGAGAUGCUGAAGAAGAUAAGCGACGAAAAGAAGCAAAUAAAAGAAUAGAGAAGCAAAUUCAAAAAGAUAAACAGAUAUACCGUGCAACACAUAGACUUUUGUUAUUAGGUGCUGGAGAAUCUGGGAAAAGUACAGUGGUGAAACAGAUGAGAAUUCUUCAUGUCAGUGGCUUCUCUGAGGAAGAAAAGAAGCAGAAAAUAGAAAGUAUCAAAAAGAAUAUCAGAGAUGCAAUCCUGACAAUAUCAGAUGCCAUGAGCACACUAGUUCCUCCUGUACCUUUAGAGAAGGCAGAGAACCAGUGGCGUGUUGACUAUAUGCAGGAUGUUGCAAGUUCCGUGAACUUUGACUAUCCAUUGGAGUUCUAUCAACAUACAGAAGCCUUGUGGAAAGAUAAAGGUGUACAAGCUGCUUAUGAGAGGUCCAAUGAAUAUCAGCUAAUAGACUGUGCAAAAUACUUCCUGGAUAGAGUUAGUAUCAUCAAACAGUCUGACUAUACUCCAACAGAGCAGGAUAUACUGAGAUGCAGAGUUUUAACAUCUGGAAUAUUUGAAACAAAGUUCACUGUGGACAAGGUGAACUUCCACAUGUUUGAUGUAGGUGGACAGCGUGAUGAACGUAGGAAAUGGAUCCAGUGUUUCAAUGACGUUACUGCUAUCAUUUUUGUCACAGCCAGUAGCAGUUACAACAUGGUGCUACGGGAAGAUGCUAGCCAAAAUAGACUUAAAGAGUCUCUUGACCUUUUCAAGAGUAUUUGGAAUAACAGAUGGUUACGAACAAUAUCAGUUAUACUCUUCUUGAACAAACAAGAUUUAUUAGCAGAAAAGAUUAAAGCAGGAAAAUCCAAGCUAGAAGAUUAUUUUCUUGAUUUUAUGCAGUAUCAAACUCCUGUUGAUGCUGUUGUAGAGCCUGGUGAGGACUGUGAAGUGGUGCGUGCGAAAUACUUCAUUCGAGAUGAAUUUCUGCGGAUCAGCACAGCCAGUGGUGAUGGAAAGCAUUACUGCUACCCACAUUUCACCUGUGCUGUGGACACAGAAAACAUCAGACGUGUCUUUAAUGACUGUAGGGAUAUCAUUCAGAGGAUGCAUCUUCGCCAGUACGAGCUUUUGUGAUGGUUACUAGCUUUCGUAGUACAGGGUCAAGUAUGGAUGCUGCUGGCCUCUCAUCAUGUGACAUUACCCACUGGCUCAAUCUCCCAGUUUUGAUACCAGUAUGUUGUUUGUGUUUUGUGGCUGUAUCAGGGCUGGGGGCAGGAACCUCAACUCUUGUCCCAGCCCAGUCCUUCCUUUUUUUCCCCCUUCUGUUUUCUUUAUUUCUUUCUUGGCAGCAUCCAAACUUUGGACUAGCCAGGCUCUGGGGCUCAGGUCACAUUAAUUUGAAAUGAGACAAAUGGACUCGGAACGCACAGAAAGAUUGUGGAGCCUGUACUCAUAACUUUGGUUACAAAUUAUAACCAGGUUAAAUUCCUGCUGGACCUGCACAGUCAUGGAAGCAGCUUGAUUGCUAUUGGCUGCCCUAAGGAAGACAAUUCAAUCCAUAAAGAGUAUAGUCUGCUGAUGCCAGGUUGGUCAGCAGCUAGUUGUUGUCAGAUAUAUAUAUAUGUAACACCUUGUCCACUUGUACCUUGUUGUUUUAUAACAUUAAGUUAAUGACUCUAGUCUUAUUCAAGGAAACCAGAGAGCAAAGUCUGGAAACUGCAUAGUAAACUCUUGUUCUGGAAUAUCCAAGAAAACUGGAAAGGAAUGUGUUACAAACAAUUCUCAUUUUUUUCUGUAUUGUCCAAGAAAAGCAGUUUCUGGGGACUAAUGAAUUAUGCUUUCUUAGGGUGCUUCUGAUGUACUAUAAAGUUUUUGACACCUUACACUAGAGUUCUUGUGAGUUUCGUUUAAAAAGGUGUAAGUAGCAAGUUUGCAUCUGGUCUUAUCAUUGGAAAUAUCUUUAUAUAACCUUUUGUUUUGUAUGAACUUUCACAUUAUAUGAAUAAGAAUUAAUCCCUUAACAAGAACAUAGUUUGAUGACUUGGUUAGAGUUUAAAAAACAAAAACUCCAGCUACACCAAUUAUCAAGAUGUGGUUAGAAUGUCAGGUUGUUUUUCUUAUUCAGAAUGUAUAGCUGUUAACUAAUUUUUUAUUUCAACUAUAAUUAAUAACUUACCUUUGAGUGAUAGGAACUUGCUGCUUUUUAUCCAUGCAGAAGUAAGCAUUUAUUUGAAUUUUACAAAUGCAGCUUCCUCAGGAAGGUAAUUUCUCUGUUCACUUGAGGAUAUUGUACUUAAGUUGUAUAAAAAAUACUCUUUAUAGUGGGUGGAUAGGUUAAAUUAACAACGUAUUGAAAAGGUACUUGUUUCAUUGAGAUUCCAAGCAAUGAAAGCACUUUAAAUGAGAGUUGUGGAACUUUAUGUGAAAUGUUCAUUACCUUAAAGAAACAGGAUUCUAAUGUGAAACAUUUGUUAAUUCACAUUAGUUUCUCUGUAAUCCUGUACAAGAACCAGUAGAGUACCAUUUGUUAAGAACUUUAAAGUUUGUUAAAAGAGGAGGGUAAAGUUAUAAUGUUUGAAACAAACCUUGGUAACAGAGGAAUUAAAGUAAUAGAGGGUGGUUGAAGAGAUAACUUUAAACUGAUUAAUAAGUUAACAAAAAGGGUUGAGUUAAUGUUAUUUAAAACAGUUUUAAGAUAAUAUUUUUGCCACUGAGUAGCAAAGUGAUGAGAUGGUUUAAGUGGGGAUAUCUUAAACAUGAUUUGGUCACAUAAUAAGAAGGUUGAGACGUUAUUUUAAACCAAAUUAACAGUAUAUAAGCUUAUGCAGAGGCUGUUUAUAAUGACCAAAGAUCAAAAGCUUCAUAGGUUUUGAAGUGAUGCUAUUUUAGAACACAAAUCAGGAGCAUAUCGACUAUUUGGAGGGUUUAUCAUAGACAUUGAAGAUUAACAGGAUAAUAGGGAUUAAUAUGUUAAAUAGUUUCAAGUGUCUGAAACACACCUGGAAUAUAGUCUAAGUUUCGUUUUGUUUGUAACAAUCAAAUAGUUGGUCUAACAAAACAGCAUAAAUCUUGGAUGUUUUUGAUUGGACAUAUUGGUUUUGUUUAGACAGAAGUGGGUAUGAUAUAAGAUUGUUGUAAUAUGUUUCAUAGCUGACAGCUAAUGAAAUUGUUAGAAGUUAAUUACUACAGCUAUUCUUUUUUUUCAAGUAAUUCUACUAGGUAAAGUGUGGUUCCAUAUAUAAUUAUGCAUAAAGACUACCUGUGGUAAGUAGCCUAGUGGCAGCUUUUAUCAUAAGAUGUAUGAUAAACCCUAUGUCAUUUCAUUAAUACUCCUUGACAGUUGGAAUUCUUUAGGUCUUGCUUAAUUAGCUAACACACAUACAUUUAAACACUGUAAAAAAAAGGCAGUACUUCAAAACCCUUAAAAAUGGUACAGUUUAGCCAUUUUUGUAUCCCUUAAUAAUUCCAUAGAUCAUGCAAGAUUUUUUUUUAUUUAAAAAUUUUCAGACAUUUUAAAAACUUUUAUAACCUCUUCUAAAUUAUCACACAACUUUUUGACUAUAACUUCUCUGAUUGGUAUAUAAUAAUAUAGAUACCGUAAUGACCAAUAAGAAUUAGCAAAAGUAUCCUAGAUAUGUAUUAUUACAUGAGAGUAUCUUUGUUUGUACGUGAAUCAAGCAUUUUAUUCCAAUUUAUUAAAAAAUGUCUUGUUACUUCUGAUUGAAGUUAUUAUCACAAAUGUCAGUUGUGCUGUACUGGAAUUUUCAUGAUUAUUGAAAGUCUAAUAUUUGAUAGAAUACAAAGUUCUUGUAGUGAAAUUAUUGGGAACUUUAGUAAAUUAUAAAAAGAAAAAAAAAAUCUGGUUACUGAAAGUGUCAGAAGUCUAAGGAUGAUAGUGAUUAAGUUAUUGAGAUUAUCAAUAAACUUUAAGUUUUGGUUUUUGGAUAUAAGACUACUGGAGUAAAUCAAAUCUUAUUAAUGGACUUGCAAUAACCAAAGGAAGAAAAAUAUCUGGUAAAUGCCAAAACAGCCAUAUUAUUUGACCACAGUAGGUUUUGAAACCUAGAAGUCAAGACUACAUAAUGUAGCAAAUUUUGGAACCACAGGUUACCUUUGUGCAGAUAAUAGAUAUUGUUUUUCACCAUAGUAUGAAGCUAAGAACAUACUAAAACAAUACAGUUUUAUUAUUUUUUAUGUUAUAAUUGGAAGUGAUAGUUUUGUGUUUAGAGUGUAGAUUAGUAGAGAAGAGUGCAAAAUGUGUACUGGUAGCUGCCUCGUUAAGUGCAUAUGUCAAUAUUUACAUCAUGUGAAAAGUUAAACUUUUAAAAGCAGUAAUCAGUUUCCAACUGAAGUCCUCCCAUUCGUGAUUGGAGUUUUAUUUUUUACUAUUACUUCAGUUUAUUAUAUGUAGUUAGUAGAAACAGAAAUUGUUAGACUCCAAGAACAUAUUAGUUGUUUCUUGACAGAUCUUAACAGUUGCUAAUUUGAAUAUUAUUGUUUACUAAUAUUUUAUGUAUACAAAUUCAUUUUACAAUUUUAAUCCAUAUAUUAUUCUACUCUUCUUGCUUACACAGUCACGUAGGUUUGUUUAGAUACACAUUGAUAACAUGUAUCAGUGAAGUAUAAAUCAUGCACCAGCUUUUAAGCAAAUUAUUCUUUAAAAUCACAUGUUGAUCGAUUGCAAUCAAAAGUAACAUAGCAGGUUACAUAACGAUAAUUGGAAAAUAUUAAAAAACUAUUUGAUUUGGUAAUCAAUAUCUUGUAAUGGGUUUAUAUAAUAACUUUUAUAUUAAAGAAAGCCAAUAUGAUAAUGGAACAAAUUCCCAGAGCUUUCUUGCUCCCUUUAAAAACUAUUAUAUUGUAUAUUUUUUUAUUUUAGUCUUUACUGAUGUCUAAAAACUACUACAUUGCAUCAGAUUUCAACAAAUUAAUAGUAAUUUUAGUUUUAUUAAAAUAAUUGUAAAAACUGCGUAAGCUAUUACUUAUUAUCAUUGUUAAACCAGUUGAUUCAACUAAAGGUGAAAUUAAAACUGCUUUUUUCAAUCUAUAAGUACAGUUAAGUACUACAUUGUGAGAAAUAUUUCAUCUGUAUUGUUAUAUUAUUUAGAAUUCUAGAAUAUUCAGUAAGAAAAAGGUUUUGUGUUUUAAGCUAGAUACUUGUUUGUUGAUGUUACCAGUGCUUGAAGAAAGCAAUGGAUACAAGAAAUCAGUAUGUUGCGUGAUAUCAAUGUUGAGGUCAGUCUUACACAUGUUUAUCAGGUAUAGUUACUAGCGAGUAAUUCAACCAUAUCUUGAAAUGUAUUGCUUAGGUAAAUUUAUAUUUGCUUUUGUUCACUGGUUUCUGAUCCAGAAUUGUUAUUAAAAGUGUGUGUGUAGGCCUUCACCCACUCUUAAAAAAAAAUGUAUGUGUAUAGAAAGAAUUAUGUAGGAUAACUAAAAAUAGUUAUUUUGAGCUGAGAAGUAUUUUCAAUAGUCAAAAUUAAAUUUAUUUGCUGCAGCUAUAUGGUAAAGUUAGAUUGUUUACAGCAAGAUGACCAAAGCACUGAUAAUACAUCCUACCAGCAUGUACUGUAGGUCUGGAAAGAUGAGUUUCUUGUUCUUUUAAUGUUAAGAUUAUAUUUGAUAUUUUACUUCUCCAUCUGGUGACAAUGUUGUAGAAGCUUGGUCUGACACUGUUGAAAGUGUACAGUGUACAUAUGUAUCCAUGUGCUUAUGAAAUACAAAAGGAAUGACCCA
Molecule: messenger RNA, 6078 nt
Organism: Limulus polyphemus (Atlantic horseshoe crab)
Lineage: Eukaryota; Metazoa; Arthropoda; Merostomata; Xiphosura; Limulidae
Gene: Galphas
Product: guanine nucleotide-binding protein G(s) subunit alpha-like
Exons: 11
Coding region: 325-1476 (383 amino acids)
Biological process (GO): adenylate cyclase-activating dopamine receptor signaling pathway; sensory perception of chemical stimulus
Cellular component (GO): heterotrimeric G-protein complex
Molecular function (GO): GTP binding; G-protein beta/gamma-subunit complex binding; GTPase activity
Source: RefSeq, a predicted model, not a curated record